AUGCCCGUCAGCUUCGCCUCCCCCUCCGACAAAGAACCCGCCUCCCAAAACCCGACCGAAGUCCGCUCAACAGGCAGCGCAGGCGCCGCCUCCCUCGAAGCCAUCAACUACCUCCAGCAAAAUGAAAUAGGCACUCGCACACGCAUCGGCGCCUCGAGUGACGGUAUUGUUUCUGCCCCGCACUCAGAACAGCCUACUGCCAUGCCUUCGGGAAAUGCGCCUAGUGCUCGCCAGUUGACCAAGGAUGAGGCCGAUCGGUUGUAUGAGGAGAAUAUUGAGGAUGAAUACGCGAAGAGAGAGGGCGGUGCUUGA
Messenger RNA from Talaromyces marneffei, 312 nucleotides. RefSeq lists its product as uncharacterized. The transcript has a single exon. The record is from RefSeq and is a predicted model, not a curated record. NCBI's taxonomy places the organism in Eukaryota, Fungi, Ascomycota, Eurotiomycetes, Eurotiales, Trichocomaceae. The coding region runs from base 1 to 312 and encodes 103 amino acids.